This is a messenger RNA of Rhodamnia argentea, 1266 nucleotides long. RefSeq names its product probable WRKY transcription factor 60. Gene Ontology annotation, biological process: regulation of DNA-templated transcription. Lineage: Eukaryota; Viridiplantae; Streptophyta; Magnoliopsida; Myrtales; Myrtaceae. The record is from RefSeq and is a predicted model, not a curated record. Gene Ontology annotation, molecular function: DNA-binding transcription factor activity; sequence-specific DNA binding. The coding region runs from base 82 to 954 and encodes 290 amino acids. The transcript is spliced from 5 exons.
CGGCGGUUCUAUUCCCAUUCAUUUAGUCAUUUUGACAAUCAAACUUCUUGGUCUUUGUUCUCUCUUUAGCAAAAGCCCUCCAUGGACACAACAAGGGUGGACACUUCUCUUGAUCUCAGGAUCAAUUCUUUCCAGAAUUUCAGCAGCAAUGGCAUGGACUUGCGAACAGAUAGAGGCGGAGUUGCAGAAAAAUCGCGAGAAGUCGGAACACUCCAUCGAGAUAUUGGUGUAUCCGCUGAAGAGUUCACCAGGAUGAGCUCCGAGAACAAGAAGUUGACAGAAACACUAAAUGUUGUCUUGCACGGUUACAACGCCUUGCAAAGCCGGCUGAUCAGUUUGGCGAAGGAAAUUUCCGCGAACGAAGUCGUGGAAUCGAGGAAGAGAAAGUUUGAGGACUAUAUUGACCUGGAAUUGUGGAGGAGGCCGACCGAGAGUGCGAAAUCGAGAACCUCUGUAGCAUAUUUCCAAGUCGACGCAGCCGAUACUAGCCUCGUAGUGAAGGAUGGAUACCAAUGGAGAAAGUAUGGCCAGAAAGUCACCAGGGACAAUCCCUCCCCAAGGGCUUACUUCAAGUGCUCUUUCGCUCCUAGUUGCCCUGUUAAAAAGAAGGUGCAAAGGAGCGUCGAUGAUCCAUCUCUCUUGGUUGCUACCUAUGAAGGCGAUCACAACCAUCGAAGCCCUUCUUCAGGGGCGAAACCCGCCCCUGCUUCGCCUCCGAUCUCCCCAUCGUCUGUGAAGCCAUCCAACCACACCGCCCUUCUCGAUUUGGUCCGACGCGGGUUUUCUAACCCGGUGAAGAAACCUAAGCAAGAAACUGAAUUAGGGAUGAUGCCCCCGCAGUUCCUGGUCCAGGAAAUGGUGUCGUCGUUGACAAGAGAUCCCAACUUCACAGCUUCGCUCGCCGAAGCUAUGUCGGGGGCGAUGCUCGAACGGUCUCGCACGCCGAGUUGGUGAAUGCCGGGAGCGGGAUAGAGUGUCUCGAGAUGUGUUUAUUCCGGUUGCUUGUUUGAUCAUAAGAGUGGAGAAUUCGAUUGCGAAUUUGCAAAAUCAAAGCAUAGUCAAAAGCGAUGAAGAGAACAGGUUUAUAGACUUUUUCCCUACCGUGACUAGAUUCUAUGUAUGUUUGGACCAAGUACAUGCUCUUGGCGCAUGAACCCCUUCCAGGUUUAGUACGUCUGGAACUCUAAAAUAAGAACAUGUAAUUUAUAGAACAUUAUGUAUGCGAUGUGCAGUGUGAAAAAAUAACAGCAAAUUCGUGAUUUAUAU